UUUGCCCGCUUGGCUGCUUCCGAUUGUAUUCCAUAUACAUCCAGGCUUCAGCAGCACACAGCAGCUCAUGCUCAAGCAGAACCAGUGUCUCAGGAGUGGAUAACUUGGCGGAAAUUAAUUAAUGAUGAAACGCCGGCAUAGUAGCAUCGAGGAAAGCGCAUGGGUGGCGGAGGUGGAGAGGGAGGUUGCCGACGGCUGCGCGUCGGAGGAGGAGUCCGCGCGGUGGCGCCGCCAGUGCAUCUACCCCGUGCCAGCGUGCAUAAAGGAUCUGAACCCCAGGGCGUACCGGCCACAGGUCGUAUCGCUGGGGCCGUUCCACCACGGCGAUCCCCACCUGCGCCCCAUGGAAACCCACAAGCGCCGCUCCCUCGUGCACUUCCUGCGCCGCGCGCGCCGGCCGCUGGCAGAUUUUGUGGCCGCGGUGGCCGGAGCUGGAGCCGAGGGGCUGGAAGGCGCGUACCAUAAGCUCAGCGACGAGUGGCGCAUUGACGGCGGGGUGGAAAGCAGGUUCGUGGAGCUGAUGGUCACCGACGGGUGCUUCCUCCUGGAGGUCAUGCGGACGGCGACCAGCUGGGAGAUGAACGACUACGCUGACGACGACCCUGUCUUCAGCGCCCACGGCCUACUCUACACCGUGCCCUACAUCCGCCGCGACAUGCUCAUGAUCGAGAACCAGCUGCCACUGCUCGUCCUCAAACGCCUCCUCGCCGUCGAGAGCGGCAAGAACGGGAACGACGACGACCUGAUCAACAGGUUAGUGCUUCUGUUCCUUUCCCCGGCGUCGUGGCCGCUGGCGACCGGCGUGGGGCUCGCGCUGCACCCGCUGGACGUCCUCCGCCGGAGCCUCCUCGAUGGCCCGAGGCCGGCCGGCCCACGGCCACGGGCACCGCCAGACCCGUCGUCGGCCUCGACAGACGACAUCAUCCGGUCGGCGGAGGAGCUGUACGAAGCCGGCGUCCGGUUCAAGCGCAGCGCGACGAGCAGCCUCCUCGACAUCCGCUUCCACGACGGCACGCUGUACCUCCCGGCCAUCGCCGUCGACGACACCACGGAGUACAUGCUCCUGAACCUCAUGGCCUUCGAGCGCCUUCACGUGGGCGCCGGGAACGACGUGACCGCCUACGUCUUCUUCAUGGACAACAUGGUGGACUCGGCGCGGGACGUGGCGCUGCUCACGUCGCGCCGGAUCGUGCUCAACUCGCUGGGCAGCGACAAGGCGGUGGCGAAGCUGUUCAACGGCCUGUCUAGGGACGUGGUGCUGGAGCCGCAGAGCGCGCUGGACGACGUGCACCGGGAGGUCAACGCCUACUGCCGGAAGCGCUGGAACCAGUGGCGCGCCAACCUGGUGCACACCUACUUCCGGAGCCCCUGGUCGUUCCUCUCCCUCACCGCCACCGUCUUCCUCCUCGGCUUGACCAUCACGCAGACAGUCUACACCAUCCUGCAAUACUACAGCAGCAGCAGCUAGCUACCUUGCCCGACCAGAGCGUCGAGUUUUUUAACUUAUUUAGUUAUUUUUUAGCUCCUAUAUAUCGCUGUAGCUUUCUUACUCUCUAGUUCGAAGUUUUCUUGUACCUAUCCAAUAAUGCGUGCCUUUCUACAUAAGUA
Molecule: messenger RNA, 1608 nt
Organism: Sorghum bicolor (sorghum)
Lineage: Eukaryota; Viridiplantae; Streptophyta; Magnoliopsida; Poales; Poaceae
Product: UPF0481 protein At3g47200
Exons: 2
Coding region: 122-1468 (448 amino acids)
Source: RefSeq, a predicted model, not a curated record